AUGGAAAAGUUUUCUUCGCUGGCUCGUUUCAAGAGUUCCUGCCCGUUUUUGGGCGGGACGAAGACUUCAACCCUUCGCGCCCUUAGCAGCACCAUUUCCCCCAGAUUCCACUCGAUCUCUCAGCUCACUGAGCGAGCCGUGAAUUGCCCCAUCAUGGGUCCGGCCCUAGUAAUGCGCUCUACUCAGAUGGUUGCUGGUUACGCCAGUAUCGCUGGUCAGGCCGACGUCCAGAAAAUUCACCACAGCAAAGGUAUCUUCCCCGGAACCAGUGUUUCCGAUGCGGACAUUUCCAAAUGCCCCCAUGCUUCCGCUGCUCGGGCUGCUGCUCGGAUGGCGGAUGACCUUGCUGCCGCAUCUACUGCGAAGGCACCCGAAAUUAGAAAGGAAGUCCCGAGCAUGGCCCAGAAGGCCGCUGCUGCCGGAUGCCCUUUCCAUAAGGCUGCCACUGCUGCAAAGGAACAACCCGUCAAAUUGCCUACUGUGACAGAAACCCAGACUGCUCCUGCUACUUCAGAUGCCUACAACUAUGACAAGUUUUAUGCGGCCGAGCUCGAGAAGAAGCACAAGGAUCAGUCCUACCGGUACUUCAACAACAUUAACCGGCUUGCAACCAAAUUUCCAAUUGCGCACACUGCGAGUGUCAAGGAAGAAGUCCAAGUAUGGUGCGCUAACGACUAUUUGGGAAUGGGAAAUAAUCCUGUCGUACUUGAAACCAUGCAUCGGGCAUUAGACAAAUACGGUGCAGGCGCUGGAGGUACUAGAAACAUAGCUGGAAAUAGUGCUAUGCAUCUCAGUCUCGAACGCGAGCUUGCUACCCUUCAUCGCAAGGAGUCCGCGCUCGUAUUUUCGUCUUGUUAUGUCGCCAAUGAUGCAACUUUAUCUACCCUCGGUUCCAAACUUCCUGGUUGCGUUUACUUCUCGGACGCUUCCAAUCACGCGACAACCCCUAAAAUUAUCGCUUUUGAGAGUGUUUACUCUAUGUGCGGUAGCAUCGGGCCUAUCAAGGAGAUCUGUGAUCUGGCUAAGAAGUACGGCGCAUUAACUUUCCUUGAUGAAGUGCACGCUGUCGGACUUUACGGGCCCCGCGGUGCGGGCGUUGCCGAGCAUCUCGACUGGGAAUCCCACCAGAUGGCCGGUCAAAGUUCCGAGCCAAUCAAGGAGAGCGUGAUGGAUCGUAUUGACAUGAUUACUGGUACACUCGGCAAGGCAUAUGGCACUGUUGGCGGAUACGUCGCGGGGUCUCGCGAUUUCAUUGACAUGAUUCGUUCAUACGCACCUGGUUUCAUUUUCACUACAUCACUGCCUCCCGCUACAGUCGCUGGUGCUCGAGCUUCCGUCAUUUACCAGAAGCACCAUGUCGGUGAUCGAGCAUUGAAACAGGUUAAUGUUCGCACUGUCAAGGAACGUUUCGCUGCUCUAGACAUACCCGUCGUCCCCGGUCCUUCUCACAUCGUCCCAGUCUUGGUCGGUGAUGCUGGUCUCGCAAAGGCAGCAAGCGACAAACUUCUUCACGAACACGGCAUCUAUGUUCAGGCAAUCAAUUUCCCUACCGUCGCUGUGGGUGAAGAGCGUCUUCGGGUCACUGUCACUCCUCGCCACACUGCAGAGCAAAUUGAUGGCUUGAUUAGUGCAAUGGACACAGUGUUCACGAAGCUCAACAUCAACCGGAUCAGCGAAUGGGCAAAGUUGGGUGGACGUGCCAAUGUUGGUACAGGCAAGGAAAACGUCGGACCCAUCUGGAGUAACGCUCAGAUCAACACCGCUGGACAACCACAGACGUUGCAUGAUGAAGACACAGCCUUGGUUGACGUUAAUGCAGUUCAGGUUGUUCGGGAGAGCUUUGAGGACCUUUUGGGAGCUGUCGAGUUGAGCGAGACGGAGUUAAAGGUGGAAGCUGCGCUGAUGACUGGAGCUGUUGAGCACAUUGCUGGGGCAUUGCCGAAGAAAGUGAAAGCACCACGGGCUCCCGUCAAUCCAAUUGACAUGCCCAUUGCGCCUACUAUCGCGGUUUCAGCUUAA
Suillus subalutaceus is the source of this 2019-nucleotide messenger RNA. Its product is annotated as pyridoxal phosphate-dependent transferase. Gene Ontology annotation, molecular function: pyridoxal phosphate binding; 5-aminolevulinate synthase activity. The coding region runs from base 1 to 2019 and encodes 672 amino acids. Lineage: Eukaryota; Fungi; Basidiomycota; Agaricomycetes; Boletales; Suillaceae. Gene Ontology annotation, cellular component: mitochondrion. Gene Ontology annotation, biological process: heme biosynthetic process. The transcript has 4 exons. The record is from RefSeq and is a predicted model, not a curated record.